AUUUGCGUGCGUUUUCUCGAGCUCUUGAGAAAGCGAAAUGGAGGGGAGUGUGUCCAACCUAAUGGUCUGUAACUUGGCCUACAGUGGGAAGCUGGAAGAGUUGAAGGAGAGUAUCCUGGCCGACAAGUCCCUGGCCACCAGAACUGACCAGGACAGCCGGACUGCUCUGCAUUGGGCAUGUUCAGCAGGACACACAGAGAUUGUUGAGUUCUUGCUCCAACUCGGAGUGCCAGUGAAUGAUAAAGACGAUGCUGGCUGGUCCCCUCUUCAUAUUGCUGCUUCGGCCGGCCGGGAUGAGAUUGUAAAGGCUCUUCUGGGAAAAGGUGCUCAAGUGAAUGCCGUCAAUCAAAAUGGCUGUACUCCUCUCCAUUACGCUGCUUCCAAAAACAGGCACGAGAUUGCUGUGAUGUUAUUAGAAGGUGGGGCUAAUCCAGAUGCUAAGGACCAUUAUGAGGCUACAGCAAUGCACCGGGCCGCAGCCAAGGGUAACUUGAAGAUGAUUCAUAUCCUUCUGUGCUACAAAGCAUCCACAAACAUCCAAGACACUGAGGGUAACACUCCUCUACACUUAGCCUGUGAUGAGGAGAGAGUGGAAGAAGCAAAACUGCUGACAUCCCAUGGAGCAAGUAUUUACAUUGAAAAUAAAGAAGAGAAAACACCCCUGCAAGUGGCCAAAGGUGGCUUGGGUUUAAUACUCAAGACAAUGGUAGAAGGUUAAAGUAGCUUGGAUUUAAUCUACUUUAUAUAUUUUGUUGUCCUCAAUGCCCUGGAAACUAAUGUAGUUGUACAUAAGGCAUCAUCUACAAAGGAUGCAGUUUUCUUAAGUUCAGAAUCUUACUAACAUGUUAUAUUAUUCCUGCUGAGAUAAACAUGUUACAUUAUUCCUGCUGAGAUAAGUAACUUGUUCUAAACUUGUUAUGAAACCUGUUUUCCAGGCAUUGAAUAAUUGUUGAGAUUGUUCCACUCUUGUCAUACAUUGUUUUCUAAUACUGCAUUUUGCUUAAUUUUGAGUGAUUGUGUGACUGUUAAUGAGUCCUCACCACCUUCCUAUGUACCUUCUCUCUCCCUUUGAAGCACAAUGACCCAAAUAACAAUAGGCAGGUGGUUCUGUCACAUGGUUGCAGGUGAAUUCUAUAUCUUUCUAUAAUUGAAACACAUUUUAAUACUCAGACCUAUGCCAAAUAUUUCCCUUUUCUCCAACUAUACAUCUUUCAUUAUAGUGUAUAUAUAUAUAUAUAUAUAUAUAUAUGUAUAUAUAUUUAGUGGACCAAAUUUUAAGUUGGGGGAUAUGCUCUAAAAUAAUGGAGUACAGUGAGUGUCCUGUGUACCCAUGUAUCUCUUUGAGGAGCUGCUUUCCUUCACAACACUAUGUUUUUUUAAACAGGAAACUCUGAAGUACCUUUAUUGCCUGACCGUUUAUUGGAAAGAAUGUCCAGAUUGUUAAAAUGAUUUUAACAGAAUGGUAUUUUGAUUUGUAUUUCAGAACUUUUAAAAAUGUUAGAAUAGCCCGUUUUUUUAAAAAGACAUUCACUUAAGCCUUAAAAUUCUGAGUAAAAACAUUUCUCAGUUGUGGGUAGCUCUAAAGUCAGUAAAAUUAGUGAAGCUUGAACUACAAGUAAAACCUUUGGAAUAGUAGUCUUCUGAAUUGCCAACUAAAUGCACAGCACAAGGAAAUUAAUAAGUGCACAUUAAAACUCAAUUUAGGGAAGCAUCUUAAAUGAUUAUUACUUAUUAAAUCUAACAUACUCAAAGUGACAACAAAUUAUUUUUUGACUUGAAUUUUAAACUGCAAAUAUUGUUUGAAAUACAUGUUUUAAGUGAGCCCCCACAAACUUGUGUUAAUUUGAAAUUAAAGACUUAAUGUCCAGUAAUUAAAACUUUUAUAAAUACGAACUUUGUUGUUUAUAAACAAAACUGUUUUACAUAAAUUUGUUUUUGCCAUCGUGCAUAUCAAAACCAGGGAAGUUAGGCAGGUGCGCUACCAUUAAGAUACACCUCCAGCCCAGGGAAGUAUCUUCUUACGGAAUAACAGUCUUGCUUUACUGAAUACUGGAGGUAGAGUGAUUGGUAAGGGAAAUAAUUUACCUCUAAUAUUUUCAAUGUGAUUUAACACUAAAGUUUUCUCUAAUAGAUCUGUUAAGACUAAAAGCCUUUAAAUAUUAAGUUUGUCUGAGGUAAUAGGCUUCAUGGGUAUAAUAGAAACUCAUUUUAAUUCCUUAGUAUGAGUUCUUCAGUAAGCAAUAGAGUCGGAAGUAAAACUAAAGUAAUUUGUAGGCUUAAGUAACUUGUUAGCAAUAGUUGAAUCACUGAUUUGUAUAAACUGAGGGUUUUAAUGCCCUCAGAUCCUGACCAAAUUGUUACCUGUAGAAAAUGUGAUACAGUGUGAAGCUGAUUCAAGAAUGUUUCCUUCCAAAACAAAAAAGAAAAUUCAAUUUUAAAGUUUAAUAAAUACUGGAAAAAGUAUGAUCUUAAGUACCUUUAACAGAGUAUUCUUAACUUUGGUGACAUUGUUUGAGAUUCAAGGUAAAUCUGCAUUCUGCUCUAAAAUCUUUGACUUAAUAGUUUUAACUCUGACCCUAGUGUUUUGAAUUCUCAUUUCUCAAUUACACCACUUACAGUGUAUUUUUAUGCAGCUCUGCCUGCAGUUUUCUGCUUCUGUGUUCUGCUGUCGAAUAUUAGUCUGUUGGCAAAAUUGAUAUUUACUAUGACGGUUCUUUACUUUGGGUUAUAUGGCUCCAGUUUCACAUUGCUAUUGACUAAAAUUGAAUGCAGAAUGUUGUAUAUGCAUUUUUCUGGGAAGACAGUUGAUAGAUUUUUAUCAAAUUCUCAAAAGAACCUGUGAUUUCUUAAAAAGUUAAGAAUCGCUGGGUAAGAGCCAAAAGAAUAUUGAAUCAGUUCUCUGGAGAUAUAAGUUCUAGAACAUUGUAGCUCUACCACACUUUAUAAGCUUUGCAUCUUUUCUUAUUGUUGCCUUUAAGAAUACA
Messenger RNA from Octodon degus (degu), 2984 nucleotides. It is a transcript of the gene Psmd10, whose product is annotated as proteasome 26S subunit, non-ATPase 10. Gene Ontology annotation, molecular function: protein binding. The record is from RefSeq and is a predicted model, not a curated record. Bases 38 to 718 code for a protein of 226 amino acids. The transcript has 5 exons. Lineage: Eukaryota; Metazoa; Chordata; Mammalia; Rodentia; Octodontidae.